AUGCAAGGGAACCGCGACGGCUCGUGGUCUCUCGGCGGCUCAGGGAGCAGUGGAACCGGCAGAGGUAACGGAAACAAUAACGGCGUCCCCGGUGGAUAUCUUCCUAGUGUGAAUCCUUUGUAUUCCAGUUUCAAUCUCCAACAGCAACCCAAUAUAUACCCUAUACCUCAGUUUCCGGCGAGUUAUUACCGCCCUAAUUUCCCCGAUUACUCCUCCUUCCCCCUCGGAAACCCAAAUUUCCAAACCCAGCAGAAUCUCAACUUCCUCCAUCCACAAAUCCCUCACCAAUUUGGCGGUGGCUCUAAUGUUUACCUUCAAAACCAGUCACAGAGCUUCUCUUUCCCUCCUCAGUCUCUUCCUAAUAAUGACGUCAGUAGCUCUCAGAACCGUGGUGGAGGAAGCGGAGCUUUAGAGAGCUCCUCCUUGAAACGAAGGCGUCAAGAGGUGAUUCAGGGGACUGAUGUGGUCGUCAAGGAGACUCCGAAAUCGAAUUCGAUCAGCGUACCUAUACCGGUUCCUACUCGUGUAGGCAAUGACGAUAGUGGCGUCUCUCGAAUCCAUGGAGGAAAGGGAUCUUCGGAGAAGUCUUCCUCAAAGCCAAAGCACAAAGUAGAAGUCAUGCGGAUUAACAAGGCCGUCAUCAACACGCGUAAAUCAAUGAUCGCUGCUGGAGAGAGCGUUGCUUCGACUAGAGUCUCGAGAUCGGUUCUUGAGGAACUCGAGGCUGAUUCUUGGCGUUCCAUGGGCGUGCAAAUGCAAGAUGUUCCUUCCCUUCGUCAACUUAUGGCCCUUGAAGGCAAGAUUAAUGCAUUUAUCCACUGCUAUGUUGGGGCUAGAAAAAUCGUGACCCUGCAUGAUUUGGAAGUGGCAAUUUGUCGAAACGAGUUUGUUGAUUCUUUCGAUGAUCUGGAGUUGGGACCUUUGCUGCAGCAUCCACUCGUUUUGCUCUAUUUUCCAUCCAUAGCCAGCUCUACUGGCCUAGUUCAGAUCACUACUGAGGAGAUACUAUCAUUGCUUGACAGCUAUAUGUACACUUACAUAACAAAAGACGUUAAGGUCGAUCACUUCCUGAAUUUUGUUGCUUCGCAAAAAUCAGUAUCAAGCAAGGAAAAGCUUGGUGUGCGUAUUCAGAGCUUGGGGAUGUAUGCAUCUUUUAUUCAAGACGCAAAGAGACAAGAAGGUGAAGCAUUGAAGAUCUUACUGACUGAAGUGCAUCAGAAGUAUCACAUCCCCUCAUCAAAGAAACAGCCGCAACAAAAAUCUCUUACGGUCUCUGAGCGUGCUGACUCGUUUGUUUUACAACAUAAGGAUUAUUGUGGCAAGCAUAUUAGAUUUAAUUCAUCAAGUUCAGAUGACAAUGAUAGUGCUGAUGAUGAAGUUGAGUAUGUUAAUAAUUCUGACCAUGUUAGUAGUUGUCCGUAUCCAUCUGCUACGGAAGAGAUGAAGCGGCUUGGGGGAUCCAAUAAGAAAAGGAAGACUAAAAGUCAUAAUCAUGAAAAAUCCGAUUCGUCCAAAGGGCUUAGAAAAGGCUCCUCUAAAUUACAUAAAGGACAUGCAAAAGAAGAGAUUCCUAAAUCGGCUGACGAUUCUGAUGCUAAACAGGUUUUUGGUGUCAAUGAGGCUGAUUUCACGCUUUCUGAAGGAUGUUUGAGCAAGUUCAUUUCACUUUGGAAGGAGCAAUGUAAAGAGCUAACCAUUUCAACGUUUGUCGAGAAAAUGCUGUCCUAUUACAACUUGGGGGACUCGAUAGGACCAUCUCAGAAUAAAAGAGCUAAAACGAUGUCAUCAUUUCCAUUUGUUGGAUUACUAAAUAUCGCUGUAACCUCAAUGAGACGUGGAAACUGUGAUAGCAUAUAUGAUGCUUUGCAAAUAGCGAGCCAAAGUGAUAUUAGUAAUCCAGGCUCAGGAAAUCAAGUAGAUGAUAUUAAGCCAAGUGAAAACGAUGAGUUAAACAAAACUCAGCAUGUUGUCCCUCCAAAACACAGUAAUACUGUUGAAGAAAUUAUCAGAAAGAUUUCGUUGUAUUUUGAGUGUGAUCUUUCUAGAGAGAAGCAUAUUACUAUCUUUAGGAAGCUACAAACUUGCGAGGUUCAGUUGGCAGAGCAAUUUCAAGUACCCGAUUUUGAGUCUCUUGGUUGGGGUGAGUUUUUCACUUUCUUGGAAAAACAUAUGUCGCUGCUACCAACACAACUUCAAAGGUUUCUAGCUCGAGAAUUACGGGAAGAUUCUCCUCUGGAGGUCCACGUGAAUGAGAAUCUGUUGACCCCAUUGCUAUCGCAAGCUUCGGAAUUCUCAGGUGGUAAGGUAGUAUCUAGGCAGAUGCUAGCUCGACUGCUUGCAGAACAAUUUCCAUCAAUCAAUUUGAAGGUGUUAGGAAAAAAUUUAGAGGAAAAUUUCACUGAAAUCAUUGGUAGCUACGAGAAGAAAUCCGGUUCUAAAUGUGUCGUCUUUUCUGCAACAUUGUUGGGAGCUGAAAACUCUUUGACCGGUAAGGAUUUACAAGAAUCCCUGACCGUGGGAAAUGAUACUGAAUCAAGAAGCACUCCUCUCACUGCUGUUUCAUUCAAAGAAGUUUUAGAUGUUUUGCUUAGGGUUCCGUUGUUGUCAGACUUGAACUCAUGGUGUCACUGGGAUCUUAGGUUUGCUCCAUCCUUUGGUCCUCUUAUGGGAUGUUUGAAUGAGAUUAAUUCAAAAGAUCUGCUGUGUCUAGUGACAAGGGAUGGUAAAAUUAUCCGGACAGAUCCUUCUGCAACAGCAGAUUCCUUCUUAGAGGCUGCGCUUCAAGGAUCUGCUUACCGUACAGCUGCACAGUUGUUGUCGUUGAUAUCAUUGAAUGGACGAACACAUCUACCAUUUUCCCUUCUAAAAUGCUAUGCCAAACGUGCAUUUGAAGUAUUUUUGGACAACCAUCUAAAGGAGAUGGAGCUUUAUGAUGGAAAUUCUCUUGUGCACAUGCGUGAGCCAGUUAAUCUCAGUGCUUCCUUGGACAAAACGGUAGUUGUCGAACAGAAAACUAAAGUGGAGAAAAGUGAUUAUGCUGCCUCAAAGUUUCUUCUUGAUUGUCUGGGCUAUCUACCUGCGGAGUUUCGCAGUUUAGCUGUUGAUGUCUUGCUAUCGGGGCUACGUUCUGUUGUUAAAGAUGCGCCUACAAGAGUUUUAUCUGCAUGUGAGCACACAGAGCAACGCAUUAUGUUGCAUGAUGCUGGAUUGCUGCUAGGAAUUGUUAAAUGGAUUAGUGAUUACAAUACGUUUUCUGCUCCUGUUCCGUCGAACACUGCAAUAGUGGAAAAUGCUUCGUCUGACUUGGGUUCUGGCACAGGUUGUGUGCAAAAAGAAUCGGAGGACCUAACCUCUACCGAACAAAGAUGCAUGAUCGCAUCAGAGGAGAAGUCGUGUGAAGAUAAUACAGAACCUCAUGAGCCUUGUCCCACGUUUGGCGGUGCUGGGGCUUUAUGUGAUGGUGUGGGGGAGACCGUCACCCAGACUGUUCUUGAGUUUCAUGAUAAUCCAGCCUCUGUUAUUGAUUUAAUCAGACGCGAUGAGUUUGGGCUGGAUUCAAGUUCUUCUGGUGCUGAGAUGAGUAUGCUGCAGAAACAACAUGCUCGAUUAGGAAGAGCACUACAGUGUUUGUCCCAGGAGUUGUAUUCUCAAGAUUCACACUUUAUUCUUGAACUCGUUCAAAAUGCUGAUGACAAUAAGUACCCUGAACAUGUGGAACCCACACUCACGUUCAUUCUUCAAAAGACUGGCAUUGUUGUUUUAAACAACGAGUGUGGCUUCAUGCCUGAGAACAUUCGGGCUCUGUGUGAUGUUGGUCGAUCAACAAAGAAAGGAUCUGGUGGAUACAUAGGAAAGAAAGGAAUUGGCUUCAAGUCAGUGUUUCGGGUUUCUGAUGCACCUGAGAUCCACUCAAAUGGUUUCCAUAUCAAGUUUGAUAUAAGUGAGGGUCAGAUUGGAUACAUUUUACCGACUGUUGUACCUCCUCAUGAUAUUGAAUCAAUUUCCAGCAUGUUAUCUGACCGUGCUUUAGAACUGAAGGAUGCAAGAUGGAACACUUGUAUUACACUUCCUUUCAGAGCCGCUGACUCCGAUUCCGAAAGAACGACAGUGAACCACAUUGAGCCUAUGUUUUCAGACCUUCAUCCUUCUUUAUUACUCUUCCUACAUCGCCUCCAGUGCUUAGUAUACAGAAACAUGCUUGACGAUUCUCUCUUGGUCAUGAGGAAAGAGGUUGUGAGUGAGCAUAUCGUCAAGGUUUCAUGUGGAGAAAACAGCAUGACAUGGUUUGUGGCAUCAGAGAAAUUAAAGGCUGCCAAUCUUCGUGAUGGCGUUCAGGCAACAGAGAUUUCCAUAGGAUUUACUCUUGAUUUACUGGAAGAUGGAACUUACAGAUCAUGUAUGAUUCAAGAACCUGUUUUUGCUUUUCUUCCUCUUAGAACUUAUGGUUUGAAAUUUAUCUUACAAGGGGAUUUCAUUCUAACAUCAUCAAGGGAGGAUGUUGAUGAGGAUAGUCCUUGGAACCAGUGGUUGUUGUCAGAAUUUCCAGGUUUGUUUGUGGGUGCUCUGAGGUCCUUUUGCAGUCUUCCUUCUUUGAACCAGAAUCUGGGUAAAGCUGUGUCCUCGUAUAUGCAGCUUGUACCUCUCGUCGGGGAAGUGCAUGGGUUCUUUUCUUCUCUCCCUCGUUCUAUCAUAUCUAGAUUGAGAACAACCAAUUGCUUGCUGCUUGAGGGAGACAGUGAACAAUGGGUUCCUCCUUGCCAGGUUUUAAGAAACUGGAAUGAAAAGAUAAGGAUUCUUCUAAAGGAUGGAUUGCUUCAGGAGCAUCUUGCUCUGGGUUUUCUGGACAAAGAUAUAGUUUUGUCAGAUUCGCUGUCAAGGGCACUGGGCAUUGAAGACUAUGGACCUAAGAUUCUGGUGCAGAUUCUUUCUUCAUUGAGUCACAAGAAAGAUUGUCUGCAAUCAAUGGGCUUUGCGUGGUUAUCGUCUGUUCUUACUGAACUUUACACACUAUUCCGUUCUUCUGGGCAUGGUAACGCAGAGUUAGGUAUAGAUAAGACUCUUAUAGAAGGCCUUCAUAAGAUUCCAUUUAUUCCCCUGUCAAAUGGUAAGUUCACCUCUUUAGAUGAAGGCGCAGUAUGGUUGCACCAUGACUCCUCUGGGUUUGAUCUUGGUGAUGUAUCUGAAGCAUUUCCUAUGUUAUAUGGAAAUCUCCGAACCAUUGAUCAUUCCUUUCUUUUGGCGUCUUCUGUUGAUGAAAAAUCUGCUGUGGAUGACCUUGUAAACAUGCUUUGUGCAAUUGGCGUUCAAAAGCUGUCGGCACAUGAAAUCAUCAAGGUGCAUAUAUUACCAGCCUUUGAGGCGAAAAGUAGAGCUACACUGGAGGGUCUGAUGGUAGAUUACUUAUGCUUUGUGAUGACACAUCUACGAUCUGGCUGCCAUGUGUGUCAUAAUGAGAGGAAGUACAUUAUUUCUGAGUUAAGAAGCAAAGCUCUGAUAUUAUCGAAUUAUGGGUUGAAACAGCUAGCUGAGGCGUCGAUUCAUUUCGGUGAAGAAUUUGGAAACCAGGUUAACAUGAAGAAGCUUACCAAGAACUUGGAUAUAACGUGGCAUGUGGUUGAUGGUACCUACUUGAAACAUCCAGCAUCAAAAUAUUAUGCAUGCGGGUUGAAGGAGUGGCGGGAAUUUUUCCAAGAGAUAGGGAUAGUUGAUUUUGUUCAAGUGGUUCAAGUUGAAAAGAGCAUUGCUGAAUUCUAUUCUGUUUCACGUUGUGAAAAGUUUGAUACGACCUUGUUACCUCCCGAGUUAGCUGUUAGAGACUGGGAAUCCCCGGAACUAGUUGAUCUCUUGUCUCUUUUGCACAAAAGUAAUGGCCGCAAAGGUUGCAAGUACCUUUUGGAAGUCCUGGAUAGAUUGUGGGAUGAUUGCUACCAUGACAAAACAACUGUUACUUUUAAUUCCGGUGGGGAUGGUGUCAUCAGAUCGUCACAAUCUUCAUUUCUGAGGCCAAUUUGUGAAUCUCAAUGGAUAGUUUCAUGCAUGGACGACGAAUUGCAUCUUGCGAAAGACCUCUAUCAUGAUUGUGAUGAUGUGCGAUCAAUACUUGGCAUGAAUGCGCCGUAUGCAGUUCCGAAGGUUACAAGUGUCAAGUUACUUAAUGAUAUUGGUUUCAAGACCAAAGUUUGCCUCGAUGAUGCUUUGGAAAUCCUAGAAGCUUGGGUACACUGUGGAGAUUCUUUCAAAUCAAGCAUCUCUCAGGUUACCAGAUUUUACAAAUUUUUGUGGAAUGAAAUGGCUGAUUCGAAGCAGAAAAUUACUGAAAAGCUCCAUGCUUUCCCUUCUGUAUUUGUGCCACACAAAAUUGGAAGUAGGCAGAAUGAUAUAAUAUCCGGAAUAUUCUUGUCACUUGAUGAUGUUUACUGGAAUGAUUCUGCUGGCGUUUUAGAAGAGAUAAAAGAGAUCAGUUCGCAGAUCAGCAGUGUUGUGGAAUCAUUGCAUAGAAAAACAUUGUGCAAUAUCUAUCCAGGUCUCCAUGACUUUUUUGUGAAUGGGUGUGGAGUACCUGAGACGCCUUCUUUCCAAGAGUACCUUAAAAUUCUGGGGCAAUUCGCACACUAUGUGUCGCCCUCAUGUGCUGCCAAGGCUGUCUCCAAAAUUUUCCUGAAGUGGAGUGAUGACUUGAAAUCUGGAAAAUCUACUGAAGAUGUUGUUCAUUUUAAAGAGAGACUUUCAGAACUCGAAUACGCUGUGCUUCCUACUGAAAGUGAUAAGUGGGUUUCCUUACACUCCUCGUUCGGUCUCGUAUGCUGGUGUGAUGAUGAGAAGUUAAAGAAGAGAUUCAAAAAGAAGGAUAAUAUUCAGUUUAUUUACUUUGGGGAAAAUGCUGACGAAGAGCAAGAAGUGCUUCAAACAAAAGUAUCUGUGCUGAUGCACAGCUUGGGCAUUCCAAGUAUUUCUGAGGUGGUAAAGCGUGAAGCGAUAUAUGAAGGUUUGCAAGAUAAUAGUGUAACAGUGUCACUUGUGAACUGGUCUCUUCCUUAUGCGCAGCGAUAUCUCUUUACUCUACAUCAUGAGAAGUAUAACCAAACAAAAAAGACUGUUUAUAGUCAAGUCAAGCGUCUACAAGUCUUUGUUGUUGAGAAGUUAUGCUAUAAAAAUGUCAUACCGCAAUAUGACAUUAGCUCUAAAAAGGAGUUUGAAUGCAGCUCUCUUCUGCAGGAUAAAUCUCUGUACACAACACCGUGUCUGGAUUCCCAUUCCUUGUUCAUGGAACUGUCUCGUUUAUUUUUCAACGGAGUUCCUGAUCUGCAUUUGGCGAAUUUCCUUCACUUGAUCAAAACAAUGGCAGAAUCUGGUAUGGGCGAGGAGCAAAUGGAAUCAUUCAUUUUGAACAGUCAAAAAGUUCAGAAGAUUCCUGAUGAUGAGGAGAUCUGGUCCCUCAAAUCUGCUCUUAAAGCCAAGAAGAAAGCUGGAAUAAGCUUGAGCUGGGUACCUUCAACUUCCAAACCACGCCACGGUUCUAACGAGCCUCACAUUGAUGACUCUAAACAAGAACUGGCCUCCGGUCAUGUUAGUAGUAGCGAAGAGAAUGUAACAGAGGCGCUUGAGGAACAAGUAUCGACUGGUACAAACUUGGCUGCUGGAUAUGAUAACAGUGCAGGCACAAGUUCACUAGCUAUCCAGCCAAACCCAUUGCAUUCUUUGCAAAUGAAGACUGGCUCAGCCUCAGGGAAUCAACCUUCUUUUAACUUCAAUCCAAACCUUCUUCAUGAUUGGAACAACUCCGUCUCAGCUAACUUCAGCGAAAGAGAUCAACUUCAUACAGGCACACCUUGGGCUGCACAGGCACAACAGACAGGUAGAAAAGGCGAAGAAAUCGCUUACAGAUACUUCUUGGCAACACACAGUAAGGAGGCUAACGUUAGAUGGGUUAACGAGCAUAGCGAAACCGGUUUACCUUACGACCUAUUGCUCGAAUACCCUGGUGGUAAGCUAGAGUACGUGGAGGUGAAAGCAACAGUGUCUACGCGGAAAGAUUACUUCAACUUGACAGUGAGGGAAUGGCAAUUUGCAAAUGAGAAAUGUGAGGGUUACAUAAUUGCUCAUGUUUUGUUGGGAAACAGUAAUGCAAUCCUUACACAGCAUAGGAACCCUGUCAAGUUGUGCCAAGAAGGUCUUCUCCGGUUAUUGAUUCUCAUGCCUAACCAGCGAAACGAGGUCAAUGUUGCGUUUUAA
Messenger RNA from Microthlaspi erraticum, 8232 nucleotides. NCBI's taxonomy places the organism in Eukaryota, Viridiplantae, Streptophyta, Magnoliopsida, Brassicales, Brassicaceae. The record is from the annotation of a GenBank genome assembly.